AUGGACGCAUCGUCGGCUGCCUUGUCGUCGUGCACCAUCGCGCUCGUCGACUUGGAGCGGGGGCUCAUGGCCGGUCGCGGCGCCUCGGUGAUCGAGAGCGACCGGGUGAAGAUCUUGAGCCGCUCCAUUUCCUGCGCCUGGAGCUCUUCGCGCACGAGCUGGUCCUGCAUCAUCUUUUGCGUUGCCGCCAGCGUCGCCUUGUGCAGGGCAAUCUCGUCGCGGAGCCGGAGCACCUCGUCUUCGUCGGCUUCCUUCAUCUGGUGGGCGAGUGCGUGCGUCUGCUGCUGCUUGGCAAGCUCCUCCUUGAGGGCCUCGAUUUCGUCC
Saprolegnia parasitica CBS 223.65 is the source of this 324-nucleotide messenger RNA. RefSeq lists its product as hypothetical. The transcript has a single exon. The record is from RefSeq and is a predicted model, not a curated record. The annotation marks the transcript as partial. NCBI's taxonomy places the organism in Eukaryota, Oomycota, Saprolegniomycetes, Saprolegniales, Saprolegniaceae.